This is a messenger RNA of Aspergillus caelatus, 363 nucleotides long. RefSeq lists its product as uncharacterized. Bases 1 to 363 code for a protein of 120 amino acids. The record is from RefSeq and is a predicted model, not a curated record. The transcript has 2 exons. Lineage: Eukaryota; Fungi; Ascomycota; Eurotiomycetes; Eurotiales; Aspergillaceae.
AUGGAAAGCCACGCCACUAGAGUCCCAGAGGGAUGGACCUGUGAUCCGGACGACCUGCAGAGGUUCUUUAACCCCGGAACCGCGGAGUGGGAGAUCGCCCAGUACUACGGGCUGACUGACCCCAGACUGGUACUUAUGCAGACUCCUAAUAGCGGUGAAAUGGGGUACAUUCUCCUUUCCAAAGGACGAUACUAUGGUGGGGACUUGAUGUCGGAUUCUAUGUUCGAGAUAACAAGGCCUGAGACCUUACGUGGAAUUAUGCGCGCCAUUGGUGAAGAGGACUUUCAAGGUCUCAGAAAGAAGGAACUCAAACCUAUGGAGUUGACGAUGGAGGAAUGUACCCAGGGCGCUGAGGGUAUUUGA